Messenger RNA from Kluyveromyces lactis, 2283 nucleotides. It is a transcript of the gene SEC23, whose product is annotated as GTPase-activating protein SEC23. Gene Ontology annotation, cellular component: COPII vesicle coat; endoplasmic reticulum exit site. Gene Ontology annotation, molecular function: GTPase activator activity; zinc ion binding. The coding region runs from base 1 to 2283 and encodes 760 amino acids. Lineage: Eukaryota; Fungi; Ascomycota; Saccharomycetes; Saccharomycetales; Saccharomycetaceae. The record is from RefSeq and is a predicted model, not a curated record. The transcript has a single exon. Gene Ontology annotation, biological process: intracellular protein transport; COPII-coated vesicle budding; endoplasmic reticulum to Golgi vesicle-mediated transport.
AUGGAUUUCGAACAAAACGAAGAUAUUAACGGUGUUCGUUUCUCAUGGAACGUGUUUCCAGCGUCAAGAACUGACGCUAAUAAGAAUGUGGUUCCAGUUGGAUGUUUAUACACUCCUUUGAAGGAACGUGAAGAUCUUGCUGUUGCUGGCUAUAAUCCUGUGGUAUGUGGUAACAUCAACUGUAAAUCUGUGUUAAAUCCUUACUGUGAGAUCGAUGUUAGAUCCAAUACCUGGACUUGUCCUAUUUGUAAGACAAGAAACAUUCUUCCUCAACAUUAUGCCAAUAUGACGCAGGAAACUUUACCACUGGAAUUGACUAAUACUACAGUUGAAUAUAUCACCAGUGUUCCUGUCCAAGUUCCACCAAUUUUCUUCUUUAUUGUGGAUACUACUGCAGAAGAGGAAAACCUCCAAGCUUUGAAGGAAUCAAUUAUCACUUCAUUGUCCUUGCUUCCUGCAAAUGCAUUAGUUGGUCUAAUCACUUACGAUAAUGUGAUUCAACUGCACGACUUAUCAUCAGCUUCUAUUGAUAAAUGUAAUGUGUUCAGAGGUGAUCGUGAAUACCAAUUGGCUCAAUUAGUUGAAAUGCUAACCGGUGAAAAAUUAAAUGCUGCACAAGCCGUUAAUAUCAAUGCUCCAACCAAGGUUACACCUUUCUCUUUGAACAGGUUCUUCUUACCAUUGGAACAAGUUGAAUUCAAGUUGACCCAAUUGUUGGAAAACCUGAAGCCUGAUCAAUGGGAUGUGAAAUCUGGUUUCAGACCUUUAAGAGCGACUGGUUCUGCUUUGAACAUUGCAUCGUUGGUGUUGGAAGGUUGUUACAAGAACGUUGCUGCUAGAAUAAUCUUGUUCUCCUCCGGUCCUGGCACCGUGGGCCCAGGUCUUGUCGUUUCCCCGGAAUUAAAAGACCCAUUGAGAUCUCAUCACGAUAUUGAUUCUGAUUCUGCAAAACAUUACAAGAAGGCCUGUAAAUUCUACAACCAAUUGGCUCAAAAAGUCGCUGACAAUGGUCAUACAGUCGAUAUUUUUGCUGGUUGUUAUGAUCAAGUUGGUAUGUCCGAAAUGAAGAGACUAACAGAUUCCACUGGUGGUGUCUUGUUAUUGACUGAUGCGUUCUCCACCGCUAUUUUUAAACAGUCAUAUCUAAGAUUCUUUUCUAAGGAUGAAGAAGGUUAUUUGCAAAUGGCAUUCAAGGGUACCUUGUCUGUUAAGACAAGUAGCGAUCUAAAAUUACAAGGUUUAAUUGGCCACGCCUCUGCUGUGAAGACUAAGACCGAGGCCUCCAAUGUCAGUGAUUCUGAGAUAGGUAUUGGUGGUACUUCUUCUUGGAAGAUGUCAUCUUUAUCGCCACGCCACACUUACGCUGUGUUCUUUGAAAUUGUCAACCCGGGUGCAUCUGCUGAAGUAAUGACAGAUAGGCCUAAGUUAGCUUACACCCAAUUCAUUACAUCGUAUGAACAUUCCUCCGGUACAAACCGUGUCAGGGUCACCACUGUUGCUAACCAAAUGUUGUCCUUUGGAAAUCCAGCCAUUGCAUCCUCCUUUGAUCAGGAGGCUGCUGCCGUUCUAAUGGCAAGAAUUGCUGUUGACAAGGCAGAAUCUGAUGAUGGCGCUGAUGUCAUUAGAUGGAUUGACAGAACUUUGAUUAAAUUGUGUCAAAAAUACGCUGACUACAAUAAGAAUGAUCCAUCAUCAUUCAGAUUAUCUCCUCAAUUUUCAUUGUAUCCACAAUUCACAUAUUAUUUGAGAAGAUCUCAGUUUUUGUCUGUUUUCAAUAACUCUCCGGAUGAAACUGCAUUUUACAGACACAUUUUCACUAGAGAAGAUACCACUAACUCACUGAUUAUGAUUCAGCCUACUCUAACCUCAUUCUCCAUGGAAGAAGAACCUCAACCAGUGUUGUUAGAUUCUGUUUCAGUGAAACCAAACACAAUUUUGUUGUUGGAUACCUUCUUUUAUAUUUUGAUUUAUCACGGUGAACAGAUUGCUCAAUGGAGAAAAGCAGGUUACCAAGAUGAUCCGCAGUAUGCAGACUUCAAGUCCUUAUUAGAAGAACCAAAGCUUGAAGCAGCAGAAUUAUUGAUUGACAGAUUCCCUCUACCAAGAUUCAUUGAUACUGAGGCUGGCGGUUCGCAAGCCAGAUUCUUGUUAUCCAAGUUGAACCCAUCUGACAGUUAUCAAAGUGGUGCUGUCGCUGGUUCAACUAUCGUGUUGACUGAUGAUGUUUCUUUACAAAAUUUCAUGUCCCACUUGCAACAAGUAACUGUUAAUGGUCAAACAUAA